AUGGUGAAGCCGCCGCCGCUGCCCCCCUUCGCCGCCGCCGUCCUCCUCCUGGUCUCCACCUUCCCUUCCUCAGUGCCCAGGGAAGAGAGCCAGAUUCUUCUGCAGAUCAAGAAGGAGUGGGCGAACCCGCCUUCUCUCAGCUCCUGGACAGAUCCUUCUUCUUCUUCAUCGUCUUCCACCUCCGCCCACUGCGGUUGGAAUGGCGUCGAGUGCAACUCAAAUGGCUCAGUCAUCUCCCUCUCUCUCGUCGACCAGGGAAUUCGUGGCAGCGUUCCCGCCGCCACCUGCGAGCUCAAGAACCUCUCCUCCCUCAACCUCUACAACAACUCCAUCGGAGGCGGCUUCCCUACAUCGCUCUACGACUGCAAGAACCUCCGAGAGCUCAACCUGUCACAGAACCUGCUCGUCGGCGGGAUCCCCGGAGACGUGAGCAGGCUAUCCUCGCUGCAAUUACUCGACCUCUCGUACAACAACCUCUCUGGCGACAUACCCGCCGCCAUCGCCCUCAUCCCGGGGCUUCGCCAUCUCAGCCUCCAGAGAAACCUCUUCAACGGGAGCUUCCCCAAGGAGCUCGGGGAGAUGGCGGCGCUCGAGUAUCUCUCUCUGGCGAUUAAUCCUUUCCGGUCGACGAUGAUCCCCCCGGAGCUGGGGAGGAUGAAGAAGCUCAAAUUCCUCUGGAUUUCUCAGGCUUCACUUGUAGGACCCAUCCCGGAGACGAUCGGCGAUCUGACGGAGCUCGAGCACCUGAACUUGGCGAUGAACAAUCUCAGCGGGACGGUCCCCGCCAAGAUCUGGCAGCUGGGGAAGCUUCAGAAAUUGUUUCUCUACGAGAACAAGCUGUCGGGAGAGAUUCAUGAAGUCAACGCUUUAAACCUGACGAAGAUUGACCUCUGCAUGAACAAUCUCAGCGGCCCCAUGCCGGAGGGCUUCGGUAAACUGCUCAAUCUGAAUUCUCUGGUACUCUACAACAACAAAUUCACCGGCCAGAUUCCCCAGGGUAUCAGCAAGAUACCCAACUUGGAAGAUAUUCGCCUGUUCAACAACCUCUUCACCGGCGUCGUUCCUCCAGAAUUAGGACAACACUCCAAGCUGAUCUACCUCGAGGUCGACGGAAACAGACUCCAAGGCGGACUGCCGGAAAACCUGUGCGCAAAUGGGGCGCUGAAUUCUGUGGCGGCGUUCGACAACCAGCUUACAGGGAGCUUGCCGGAAUCCCUUGGCCAUUGCCAGACUCUGCGGUACAUUCAGCUACAGGGCAACCGGCUCUCCGGCGAAAUUCCCGCCGGAAUCUGGUCCUUGCCGAGCUUGGAUUUCUUACGGAUGGGUGGUAAUGAGUUCGCCGGAGAGUUGCCGGAGACCUUGCCGCCGUCCCUCUCUCGGCUGGAGAUUGAAAACAACAUGUUCUCCGGCAGGUUGCCGUUGUCCUCCCAGAGCCUGAAGAUCUUUUGGGCAAGCAACAACUCGUUCUCCGGCGAGCUCCCGUCCAACCUGACGGUCAUGGCCCAGAUCGACCAGCUCCUCCUGGACGGGAACCGGAUCUCCGGUGAGAUCCCGCCGGCGAUCCAGGAGUUGACUGCUGUCACCGUAAUCGACCUCAGUAGGAACCGGCUCAGCGGGAGAAUCCCCGGCGAGCUGGGCUCCCUUUCUCAGCUGACUUCCCUGGACCUGUCGGAGAACCAGCUCUCUGAGGGGAUUCCGCCGGAGAUCGGAAGCCUGAAGCUAAGCUUUCUAGACCUCUCCUCCAACUCCCUCUCCGGCGAGGUUCCGACGGCGCUACAGAUCGCAGCGUACGACGGCAGCUUCCGUUCAAAUCCCAGGCUCUGCACCUUCUCCACCUCGCCGUUGAAUCUGCCCCCCUGCGCCGGCGCCGGCGCCGGCUCCGGCGGGAUACCCAGAUGGCUGCUCACCUUGGUCCUUGUGCUUGCCGCCGUCGUCAUCUUCUGCUCGUCACUCUCCAUCUUCCUCAUCAGGGGGCACCGGAGGGGGAGGAAACCCACCGCCGCUGAUCUUCUUGCCUCGUGGAAGUUCACCUCCUUCCAGUUGGUGGACUUCCGAGAAUCCGCCAUCAUCCGCGGCCUGCAUUCCGGCAAUCUCAUCGGCAGCGGCGGCUCCGGGCAGGUCUACCGGAUCCCCACCGGUGGCAGAGCCACCGCCGUGGUGGCGGUGAAGAAGAUCUGGAGCGCCCAGAAGAUGAUGAACCCGAAACUCUCGCAGGAGUUCCUCUCGGAGGUCAACAUUCUCGGUUCCAUUCGCCACACCAACAUCGUCAAGCUACUCGCCUUCGUCUCCGGCGCCGACUCGAUGCUCCUGGUCUACGAGUUCAUGGCGAACGGGAGCCUCGAGGGCUGGCUCCACAGCGCUUCUCCAGAGAAACGGGAAGCUCUGGACUGGCCCAGGAGGCUGAGCAUCGCCAUUGGCGUCGCUCAGGGCCUCUGUUACAUGCACCAUGACUGCAACCCCCCGAUCAUCCACCGAGACGUGAAGUCCAGCAACAUCCUUCUGGACUCCGAGUUCUGCCCCAAGGUCGCCGACUUUGGCCUCGCCAGGUUCAUGGACGGCGCCGGCGAGCCCGAACUGGCCUCCUCCGUCGCCGGCUCAGUGGGCUACAUGGCACCGGAGUGCGCCUACUCGAGGCGGGUCAACGAGAAAGCCGACGUAUACAGCUUCGGUGUAGUUCUGCUGGAGCUGAUCACCAAAAAGCCCGCCAGCGAGGGGCAGAGCUCCCUCGUGGAGUGGGCCUGGCGGCGCUUCCAGGAGAGUGCCACCCUGCCGCUCGAGGAGACGGCGGCGGCGGCGACUGCCCAGCACUUGGAGCAGAUGACGGCGGUUCUGCGGCUGGCCCUCUUCUGCACGGGCACCCUGCCGUCGGCGCGGCCGUCGAUGAAGGAGGUCUUGCAGGUGCUGCUCCGGCUGGCGGAGAAGGAGGAAUCCCAGAAUCAGACGGCCAUCGCCGUCGAGCACGACGUCGCUCCGCUUCUGCGAUACGCGAGCAAGAAUCGCUCCAGAAGGAAGAGCCCCUCUGGUGGGCCCGACGGAGGCGAAGGGGACGAUGAUCUCAGUAAUAUCCUCAGCUGUAAUAAUGUUUAG
Spirodela intermedia is the source of this 3087-nucleotide messenger RNA. The record is from the annotation of a GenBank genome assembly. NCBI's taxonomy places the organism in Eukaryota, Viridiplantae, Streptophyta, Magnoliopsida, Alismatales, Araceae.